Messenger RNA from Tetrapisispora phaffii CBS 4417, 915 nucleotides. RefSeq names its product cardiolipin synthase (gene CRD1). The coding region runs from base 1 to 915 and encodes 304 amino acids. Gene Ontology annotation, cellular component: mitochondrion; membrane. Gene Ontology annotation, molecular function: cardiolipin synthase activity. The record is from RefSeq and is a predicted model, not a curated record. NCBI's taxonomy places the organism in Eukaryota, Fungi, Ascomycota, Saccharomycetes, Saccharomycetales, Saccharomycetaceae. The transcript has a single exon. Gene Ontology annotation, biological process: cardiolipin biosynthetic process.
AUGCCUUUCCCAUCAAAGAACCUAAUAGUUACACAUUAUUCCAAUAUAUCAUCAUACAAUGUUAUAAAGAGGAGUUUUAUAACUGUACAAAGGAGCAUAACCUAUUCCAAAUUUUAUUACAAACAUAACUAUGACUCUCGUGGUUGUUUUAGGAAUAGCUCACUACAAUGGAGUCACUCGAGCCGACAGAUUCAUAUAACGAAACCAACAUUGACAAAUCCUUCCAAACCUAAAUUGAAUAAUGCCACUCUGCUACAUAGCUCUUGGAUACGAUCAAUUCCUAAUUUAUUGACAAUAUCCAGAAUAGCAUGUACUCCUUUUAUUGGCAAUUACCUUCUAAUGAGAAAUACUACUCCUGCUUUUCUUUUGUUUCUGUAUUGUUGCAUUACUGACUUCAUUGAUGGGUACUUAGCAAGGAAAUUUAAUCUGAAAAGUGUUGCUGGUACUGUUUUAGAUCCAAUGGCAGAUAAAAUACUAAUGAUAGUAACAACUUUGUCCUUGACAGUUGCGCCAGGUCCACAGAUUAUUCCAUUUUCGAUUGCAGCUGUAAUUCUAGGAAGAGAUCUGAUGUUGGGUGUGAGUGCUCUUAUAAUUCGAUUCACAUCAAUGAGAAUAAAAUAUAAAAGUUUUACAUGGGGAAAUUAUUGGAAUUUUUUUAAGUACCCAAGUGUGGAGGUACAACCUACAACUAUUUCAAAAUGGAAUACAUUUUUUCAAAUGAUAUAUUUGAGUUGUGGUGUUCUCUUAUUGAUAGUUGAAGAUAAAAUGUCAGAAAACGAAGAUGAAACAAAAGAGAGUAAACGUGGAAUUAUUAAGGAUGGUUUUAAAUACAUGGGUUAUACUGUGGGAAUAACGACAGUUUUAAGCGGCACAUCGUAUAUAUUUAGCAAAUCUGCAGUUCGAAUAAUAAAGUGA